This is a messenger RNA of Penicillium pulvis, 2004 nucleotides long. Its product is annotated as Copper amine oxidase N2-terminal. The coding region runs from base 1 to 2004 and encodes 667 amino acids. The transcript is spliced from 4 exons. Lineage: Eukaryota; Fungi; Ascomycota; Eurotiomycetes; Eurotiales; Aspergillaceae. The record is from RefSeq and is a predicted model, not a curated record. Gene Ontology annotation, molecular function: quinone binding; primary methylamine oxidase activity; copper ion binding. Gene Ontology annotation, biological process: amine metabolic process.
AUGGCGAGCCUUCACCCCUUUGACCCCAUCACCCCGGGAGAGAUCCAAUUGGCCGUUCGGAUCUUAGAAUCCGCCUUCUCUGGUGUCAAGUUGCGAUACAAGCGCAUUGACCUUCAGGAACCCAUCAAGCAAGAUGUCAUCCCCUACAUUGAAGCCGAAAGGCUGGGCAAGCCUCGUCCACGCAAGCCUGCACGUUUGCUGAUGGUUCUGUUUCACCGUCUGGAUAAUGGAUCUUUCUACAAGGCCCUGUUGAAUGCAGACACCAAGUCUGUUGUGUACGCCAAGGAACUUCCGAAGGAUGUCCAGGGCCCCCUUGAUGUGGACGAAAUGCUCGAAAUUGAGCAGGUCUGUCUGAAUCACCCAGCUGUCAAAGCGGAGAUUGAGAAAUUAAAGCUCCCAUCCGGCAUGACUGUCUGCCUGGAUCCAUGGAUCUACGGUACUGAUGAUGCCAAGGAGACCCGACGCUUAUUCCAGUGCUAUAUGUACAUCGUGGCAACAGACCAUCCUGGCAAUAACCAGUACUCUCUUCCUUGCCAUUUUUCUCCAGUCUUCGAUGGCAUUUCCCACCAACUCAUCCGCAUGGACUACCUACCUGGUGGCGCUGAUCACCAAUUCACGGAAACACAGCCGUGGAAGCCUGUGCCCACUGUCCAAUACGCCCAUGACUUGUUGGAUGAGCCACUGCGUACAGAUUUGAAGCCAUAUAUUGUGCAGCAGCCUGAGGGUGCUUCUUUUAAUGUUAUCGGAAAUGCUGUUUCGUGGCAGAAAUGGCGGUUCCGCGUGGGUUUUAACAACCGUGAAGGACUGGUAUUGCACAACGUGACCUACGAUGGUCGUAACACUUUCUAUCGUUUGUCGUUCUCGGAGAUGACAGUUCCCUACGGAGAUCCCCGUGGUCCUUAUCACCGAAAGCAAGCCUUUGACGUCGGUGACGUCGGCUUCGGUAUCACAGCGAACCAACUCGCACUGGGCUGUGACUGUCUAGGCCACAUUAAGUACUUCGACGGUUACCGCACAGAUGCCCAGGGUGCUCCUAUCCAACUUAAGAAUGUUAUCUGCAUGCACGAGCAAGACGCCGGUCUCCAGCACAAGCACACCAACUACCGCACCGGAGCUGCGACUGUUGUUCGCAACCGCCAGCUAGUCGUGCAAAUGAUCUGCACCGUGGCCAACUACGAAUACAUCUUCGCCUUUAUCUUCGAUCAAGCCGCUAAUAUCGAACUGGAGGUUCGCGCGACUGGUAUCCUUUCCACGGUGCCUUUCGACAACACCAACGGACAGACAGUACCAUGGGGUACUAACGUUGGUCCAGGCGUCAUGGCUCCCUUCCACCAGCAUUUGUUCUCUCUCCGAAUUGAUCCUGCUCUGGAUGGCUUUAAGAAUACCAUCUAUUACGAGGACAGCGUGCCCAUGCCUGAGGAUGAAUCGAACCCUUGGUCGGUGGGCUACACUACCGAGGAAAAUAUUAUGAAGCAGAGCGGUAGCGCCUUCACCAGCGUGGAUCGCCACCGUGUGUUCAAGAUCCGCAAUGAUAAUAUUGUUAACCCCAUUACGCACCACCCCAUCGCCUACAAGCUGCAGACAUCGCCCAGUCAAAUGAUGUUGGCUUCGCCCAAGUCAUUUGGAUUGAAGCGUGCUCAGUUCGCGACCCGUCCUAUUUGGGUCACCAAGUACCAAGAGGAUGAGCUUUUCGCUGCAGGCGAAUUCACAAACCAGAGUAAGAGUUCCGAAGGUGUGGAGGUCUGGGCUGGCAGAAAGGAUCCUGUCGAGGAUGAAGAUGUGGUUUUGUGGCACACAUUCGGUCUCACCCACAACCCUCGCAUUGAGGACUUCCCUGUCAUGCCCGUGGAGCGGGUUAGCGUUAUGCUGAAGCCGGAUGGAUUCUUCACUAAGAACCCAGCUCUGGAUGUUCCUCAGUCUUCGCAGUCGUUCAACAAGUCUAUUGAGCACCCUGAGCCGACAUGUUGCUCGGGUGCCCAGGACCGGAACCAGGUGAAGCUAUAG